CGAAGCCUCGACGACUUACACAUAUCAACACGUACUUUAUGUGGUAGUUGUCUCUAUCCAGCGGCCAAGAUUUCGCCACGUCCUCACUUCCUCCCUCCUUAAAACCACUCGUAACACCAUCCCCCAAAUUACAUAUCCGCCAUUGUUUCCGGCAACGCAAACUACCAAAAAAAAUAAUGGAGGUCGAAAGAGUCCAAGACAUUUCAUCUUCUUCUCUACUAACAGAAGCAAUCCCGUUGGAGUUCAUCAGAUCAGAGAAAGAACAACCAGCGAUCACAACAUUCCGAGGUCCAACGCCGGCGAUUCCCGUCGUCGAUCUAAGCGAUCCCGACGAAGAAAGCGUGAGGCGCGCGGUGGUGAAAGCGAGUGAAGAAUGGGGGCUAUUCCAAGUGGUUAACCACGGGAUUCCGACGGAGCUGAUACGACGUUUACAAGACGUCGGAAGAAAAUUCUUCGAGCUUCCUUCGUCGGAGAAAGAAUCCGUCGCUAAACCGGAAGAUUCGAAAGACAUUGAAGGAUACGGAACAAAGCUUCAGAAAGAUCCAGAAGGUAAAAAAGCUUGGGUCGAUCAUCUCUUCCAUCGAAUCUGGCCACCGUCAUGCGUCAAUUACAGAUUCUGGCCUAAGAAUCCACCUGAAUACAGGGAGGUGAAUGAAGAGUAUGCAGUGCAUGUGAAGAAGCUAUCGGAGACGUUAUUAGGGAUUCUCUCGGAUGGAUUAGGGUUAAAGCGUGAUGCGUUGAAAGAAGGUCUCGGCGGAGAGAUGGCGGAGUAUAUGAUGAAGAUUAACUAUUAUCCGCCGUGUCCUCGGCCGGAUUUAGCUUUAGGUGUACCGGCUCAUACAGAUCUCAGUGGAAUCACUCUUCUUGUUCCUAACGAAGUUCCUGGACUUCAAGUUUUCAAAGAUGAUCACUGGUUCGAUGCAGAGUAUAUUCCCUCCGCCGUCAUUGUUCACAUCGGCGAUCAGAUUCUGAGGUUGAGUAAUGGGAGGUAUAAAAAUGUGUUGCAUAGGACGACGGUGGAUAAAGAGAAGACGAGGAUGUCGUGGCCGGUUUUCUUGGAGCCUCCCCGUGAAAAGAUUGUUGGACCUUUACCGGAACUAACCGGAGAUGAUAAUCCUCCAAAGUUUAAACCGUUUGCUUUCAAGGAUUACAGUUACCGCAAGCUCAAUAAACUUCCUCUGGAUUGAGAAAAAUCAAUACGAGAAGAAUAAUUUGUGGUUGUGGAAUAGGAAGUGGUUCGUUAUUGAGUUGUUGUUUUCCCGCGGUUGUGUCUCUUGCUUAUUGUUAUUUUAUGUUUAAAAUAAAGAUUAAAACAUCUACCUACAUUGUGUGUGAUGUUGACAUGUUUUUAUUGUGUUGCGAUGCCUUUGCAAGUUAUGUCGGACCAUUUUUAGGCAUUGGAAAGAGUAGGUUUGUAUUUUGUAAAUUUUUAACCUGUCACGGAAAAAAAUCGGUGAUCAUUUUUAAUGUGAUAUAAUCUAUAUAAUGAAACUUAUUUCUAUCCAAAGUCCAAA
Molecule: messenger RNA, 1514 nt
Organism: Arabidopsis thaliana (thale cress)
Lineage: Eukaryota; Viridiplantae; Streptophyta; Magnoliopsida; Brassicales; Brassicaceae
Gene: FLS1
Product: flavonol synthase 1
Exons: 3
Coding region: 177-1187 (336 amino acids)
Biological process (GO): pigment biosynthetic process; flavonol biosynthetic process; flavonoid biosynthetic process
Cellular component (GO): nucleus; cytoplasm
Molecular function (GO): flavanone 3-dioxygenase activity; flavonol synthase activity
Source: RefSeq, marked reviewed